Molecule: messenger RNA, 3726 nt
Organism: Eremomyces bilateralis CBS 781.70
Lineage: Eukaryota; Fungi; Ascomycota; Dothideomycetes; Eremomycetales; Eremomycetaceae
Product: P-loop containing nucleoside triphosphate hydrolase protein
Exons: 6
Coding region: 101-3505 (1134 amino acids)
Biological process (GO): double-strand break repair via homologous recombination
Cellular component (GO): Smc5-Smc6 complex
Molecular function (GO): ATP binding; ATP hydrolysis activity
Source: RefSeq, a predicted model, not a curated record
CAGAGCAAAAAGACGGGUGUUUGUCAGGGGAUAUCUGGCCUCGACCCGCUUCAUCGCAUCCUUGGAUCCGAUCGAACCUGGCGUACUUCGCACAUCUAACAUGCCAGGAAUCCAGCUUCCACAGCGACGGCCGCGAGCCAUACUGUCCGACGACGAAGACUUGGACGAUGCGGACGAUGCGCAUUCACUUGUUUCGAGUGCGUCUUCUGCGAGCAAGCGAGCCCGUUUGACUAGGGGAGACGACACCCAGAUAUCGCGAGACAGUGUGCUGCCCGAAUCAUAUCGAACCAUGCCUCGAGCCUCUCCCGACAACUUUGCAAACGCAGAUGUGCCACAUGCGGAUGUCUACCAUCCAGGCUCAAUCGUACGCAUCAAGCUGACCAACUUUGUGACAUACACAUCGGCGGAAUUUCAUCUUGGUCCAAGCCUUAACAUGGUCAUCGGGCCGAACGGAACUGGCAAGAGUACUUUGGUCUGCGCGAUAUGCCUAGGACUGGGGUGGAGUCCGAACAACCUUGGAAGGGCGAAGGAGGUGGGCGAGUUCGUCAAGCAUGGGUCACCAGAAGGCGAAAUCGAGGUCGAGCUAUCUGCCGGCCCGGCCCAGAAAGGUGUCAACCCCAUAAUCCGGCGGCUGAUCAAGAAAGACGGAAACAAAUCUCACUGGUCCCUGAACGGCAAGAAUACGAACCAAACCAGCAUCAUGAACCUUGCCAAGUCCUUUUCCAUCCAGAUCGACAACCUCUGCCAGUUUCUGCCGCAAGAUCGAGUGGUGGAGUUUGCGCAGAUGCACCCGAUUGACAUGCUGGCAUCUACCCAGAAGGCGGCGGCCGAGCCGUAUAUGCUGGAAUGGCACAACGAGCUCAAGGAGCUGCGGACGAAGCAAAAGGACAUGCAAUCAUCGUCCCAAUCCAGUAAGGACACACUUGCCGACCUCAAGGUGCGGCAGAACCAGACGCGUGGUGAGGUGGACCGAUACCAAGAACGCGAGGCCCACAUGAAGAAGGCCAAACUGUACGAGAAAUUCCGGCCAGCGGUUAAAUACAACGACGCUCGUGCCAGAUACAAAGCCGCUAAAGCGCACUCUAAGGCUGCCGCCAAUGAUUUGAAGGAUUUGAAGCAGAGAGUGCAGCCAGCGCUCGAGGCGAUGAAAGAAAAGGAGGGUUAUGCCAAGGACAUCAAAACUGCCGUGGCCAAGAAGAAACGCGUGGUUCUCAAACAGGAGGAGCGAGCUACGAAGCUGUUUGGGGAGCAACAGAGCAUCCUUGACAAACUCACCAAGUGUGAGAACGAUAGGAAAGCAGCGAUUCAGUUAGAAAAGUCCCGCAAGCAGCAGCUUCAGAAGCACCAGGAAGAACUCAAGCGGCUCCGACGUGAUUACGACGAGCAUCCACCCGACUACAAUCUAGAACACUUCCAGGGCCCAUUGCGUGAGAAGCGUGACCGAAAAAGCGAAGUUGAUCGAAUGCUUCGAACCAUACGCGGAGAGUUGGAGGAGAUCGCAGGCAAAGCUCGACCAGAGCGCCAAAAGAUGCAGGCCUUGAACGACCGACUCAACGGCCUUAAAUCGCAGGCGGGGCAGAAAAUGGAACGGUUGAAGAGCUAUUCCAAAGACACCCACACCGCGUGGGAAUGGAUCAAGGCGAAUCGCGACAAAUUCACAGGCCCGGUCUACGGACCGGCUCUGCUCGAAUGCUCCGUGAAAGAUCAGAAACACGCCGACUUGCUCGAAGCAAGUCUGCAGAAGAUGGAUAUCCUCGGGAUUACGUGCACGAACGUCAAUGAUUUCAAAACGUUGCAGCAACACUUGUUUAGCAGAGAGCUUGCUCUCACUGAUGUUGUCAUUCGUACGGCGAAGCAGGAGAUGAACUACUGGCGAUCUCCCUGUUCCGCGGACCAGCUUAGGAGCUUGGGACUAGAAGGGUAUCUUAUCGAUCUGCUCGAAGGCCCCGAGGCCGUGCUGUCCGGAUUGUGCGACAGUUCCAAGCUGCACAAGACAUGCUACUCCAUGCGCGAUCUGAGCGAGCAGGAGUUCGAGCGCUUACAGACCAACCGAGACGUAAGCUCUUGGGUCACUCCCAGACAAUCUGUUCAGGUCAUCCGUCGCGCAGAGUAUGGCCCCAGUGCAGUAUCAACUUCCACCCGACCGGUGCGUCCAGCUCGGUUUUGGACAGACAAGGUCGAUCUCAGUGCCGAGCAAGAAAUCAAUCGACAGCUCCGGGAGGUUGCUGCGGAGGUUGCGGAGUAUACGGAACAGCAUCGUCUAAAGAAGGGGGAGCUGGAUGGCCUUGCAGCUGAGCAGCAAAAUCUGCACAAAGACAUUCAAAACAUACAGAAAGACAAAGACCGGGCGCAACGACAAUACGGAGAAUGGCAGGCUUUGCCGAAUAAAAUCGCGAAUGUCGAGGACAAGAUCAAAGACCUCAAGACGCGGGCAGACGAUGUCAUGCAAACUGUGCACGAGAACAACAGGAAGUAUAACUCCUUGGUUCUGCAGAAAGGAGAGAGCGCUUUGGAAUACGCCCAUCAAGUUGCUUCUCUCCGAAAUUUGCACCAGAAACUGGUUGAAGUACAAAUUUGGCAGAUCGAGGCGGAAUCUGACCUCGAGGUUCUUAAAGAGAGAAAUCGCUCGAUUAACCAGCAAUUGAAGGAUGCCGAUGCCCAGCUCACGAUUCUGCAGAGAGAAAGUGAAGCCAUCAAAAAAGAGGCUCAUGCCCUUUCGAAUCAAUAUCAGCAAAUCCACGAUAGCUUGACGGACGACGAAAGGGAGCUAUUCGAGGAGAUGUCCGGUGCGGGUUUGACGAUGGAGCAGCUCGAUGUCGACAUCGAAGGGCUGAAGACGCGGAUCGAACUGAUCGGCGAGCGGAAUCCGGGCAUCAUCAAACAGUUCGAGAAACGGGAGCAAGAUAUCCGGAACCUGGAGCACAAGCUUGAGACGUGGGAGAGGCAGCUGGAAGAGUCGGAGACGAAGAUUACGGAAAUCCGGCAGAAGUGGGAGCCCGAAUUGGAUACCCUAAUUGCGAAGAUCAACGAUGCAUAUGCCCAUAACUUCGAGCGCAUCGGCUGCGCUGGGCAGGUCUCCGUCUACAAGGACGAGGAUUUCUCAAAGUGGGAGAUUCGGAUUUAUGUGAAGUUCAGGGAACACGAGGAACUUUCUCUUCUUGACAGUCAUAGACAGUCCGGUGGAGAGCGCUCAGUGUCGACAAUCUUCUACUUAAUGGCGCUACAAACCCUGGCCCGGUCUCCUUUCCGUGUGGUUGAUGAAAUCAAUCAAGGCAUGGACCCCCGCAACGAACGAACGGUUCACGAGCGAAUGGUCGAUAUCGCCUGCGCGGAGCACACCAGCCAGUACUUCCUGAUCACGCCGAAACUGUUGACGGGUCUGAAGUAUCAUCCGAGGAUGAAAUUACACGUCAUCAAUAGCGGUGAAUACGUUCCUGGGGACCUUCAUGACCUGAACUUCAAGAACUGUGUGGAAAAGGCCUUGACCUUAAAAGGUCUCGCGUAAUCCCAGCGUAUUGAUAGGUCCGCUAUGGGCAGUAUCUUGUUACGGAUUUUAUGUUUAACCAUGCAAAACGACCCCCCAUACCAAUAGAAUACGCUAUUCUCUUCACUUGCCGCCGUUCACGGUUAUGGCAGCUCAAUGUACGUACUCAGUGAAGUUCACAUCCACCUGCAUCUGGACUCUAAAAGAACAAAUCGCUCAUUGUAAACUCCUCUCCAGGAUCA